UCAAUAAAAAUAUAUAAAGCAAUAGGUGAAGUUAAUAGAUAUUAGGUAAAGCUAGAAGAUAGAUGACAGGGAGUCAUUCUUCCAAUCAAACUGAUGAUGUCACUGGAGAAAAGAAGGUCAGUUGGAACCUGCUGUCCGGCAGUUACCAGAAGCUGUUGCUAGGCAUAGGAUACUCAGGAGCUGCCCCAGAGCAGCCAACAUCACGUGUCCAGGCUUGGGUACUGGCGACACAGGACGCCUUGGUUACUGCCGAAGUGGCCCAAAAUGGAGAAGGACAAGUCCCCACAGUUGGUGACUCCUGCAUCAGUGAAAGCCAUCAUCUCGAGGAUUGAGGCCGCCCAGCUAAGUCGGGCUCAAGAGGAUAUCUCUUCCCAGCUCGCCGAAAUCUUGGACAAUGUCAAUUGUGUCAUCAACCGCUUCCAGGAAGAAUUGGGAUAUGAUUUAAAAGAAAAAGCAAAAUCUCGCAAGAUGCAGCAAAAGGGCAAGAAAAGAUUCAUCUUGUUGGAGAAAAUUGCCUCCUUCUCCAAAGAUGCGAAGACUAAAGAGAAGCACUUAUAUGAAAUUCUCCACUGGCUGGGUGACUGGGGUGACAAUCUGACCUAUGAGAUCAGUAACAGGCAGAGUGAGAAGGAAGAGGAAGGCCUGGACGAAUGGAUUGAGGUGAUGGAAAAAUUGUUACCUCUCUCCCUCAUCAGCACCCAAGGAGGCAUCGAAUCUCUCAUUUCCCUUUGCUCCACUCUCAUUGAAGGACAAAAGAAAAGGGCACAAAUGUCCAAACAUACAUUCUGGCAAGGCUGGCAGAAACAAAACCUACAAAAAUCGACAUCCUGCCCUCAGCCACUGAGCCCAGAACAGAUGCUCCAGGACAAGAAUACUACCUGUGUGAAGGUUUCUGAGGUGAGGUCCAUGCUGCAGGAGCUCCUGGACUCCACCAUGUUCAACCAGGGAGAAGUCAGGGCCAUCAGGUACAUGUCUGCUGUGAUGGAGAACCUCAACAGGGCCUUGAUCCUCCAGGACAAUGAGAACAGGAGCCUGGAGACCAAAUACAAGCAACUGAAAAUAGAGAUGACCAAAGAACUCAGCAGCCAGAGGCUGGACUUCCAGAACUCCCUCCAAACCCUUGAGAAUAAGAGGGAUGCCCUAUUAAGGCAGGUAGAAACUCUAGGGGGAAAGUACCAUGACCUUCUCCUGAUAAAUCAUGACUUAGAGUUUCAGCUGAAGAAGGCUCAGUCUGCUAGAGGUCAAGCUGACACUCUGGGCCCACUUGGGAAAGAGGCUCUCCCAAAGAAAGAAUCAGCUAUGGAGGAAACCCAACAGGAACCCAGGAAGGAGGAGCCGUUAUUUUCGACGCUUUCCCCAAGCCCCAUGGCCAGUGCUGGGGAAAGUGGUGCUAGGUCUUUAACACGUCAGCCACUUUCCCUCAUGACUGUGCCUUCGAGGAUUGCAGAUGCAUACAGCGGCAGGGAUGCUGAGAGUCUUCAGCUGGUGUUUCCAUCCUCAGUGGAUCACAAGAAAUGGGAAAUAAUGUUGGCAGAGAGCCCAGGCCACAAAGUCAAAGACCAGAAGGACUUCUUCCAGGAAGCAGCCCAGGAGAAAGAAGGACUCCAAAUUAAGUCCCAUGUUAGGGAGCAGCUGUCUCCAGAGAGCUCUAGGAUGGUGGCCUUGGAGAGCAAGGGGGAGCACUGGGAAGAGGAACUCAGCUGGGAGAGGCGGAGGCAGCAGUGGCUGGAGCAGGAGGAGCUAUGGCUGCAGCGGCAGCAGAAGUGGGCCCUGCUGGAGCAGGAGCACGAGGAGAAGCUGCGGCAGUGGGCGGUGCAGGAAGCAGCAAAGGAGCAGCAGGAGAGAUUGGUCCAGCCGGAAAAGGGGGAAGGGGGCCCUCGGAGAGAGCUGGAGCAGCCAGGCAAGGAUGAGGAGAUGAUCUUCGUGACCACCAAUCGAUGGAGGGACUUGGAGAAGGCAUCACCGCCCCCUCCCCCAAGCCGAACCCAAUCUGCUGGCCAAGGUAGGAGGCCACACUUGCCCAGGUCCCCUAAUACCUGGAAGUCUGCCCCAGGAUAUCAGAGGGUUAAGAGUUCACCCGAGUUAACCCUGAAAUCAUGGACCCAUCGGGUCCCCACAAAGAUCAAGAAAUCAGCCUCUGUUCCUGGCACAAGGACAUCCGUCCAAAAGGCGACCCAGACCCCUUUGCAUACAUCCUCCGAGACUCUACACAAGAAGGAAUACCACAUGGGUGUGGAGGCCCAGAGGAAAAACCUGCAGAUCCUGAGUGACAAUGCUAAGCAGGGGCUGCCCAACCACCUGUGCAGCGAGGCCCUGAAGCUCACCACUACCACCAUGGAACUGACCAAACUCAGGCUGCAGAGCCUGUGCCAUAAAUACAUCAUCUACAGAUGCUUCCAGAGCCUCCGACAAGAAGUGAUCAGCCACAUACAAGCCAUGCGGGAAACCGGGGCUACCUACAAGGCCCAGAGUCUCUACGUCUUCCUGGAGAAUAUCGACCACCUGCAGGACCUGCGCCUGAAGGCCUGGACGGACAAGCAGAAGGACCUGGAGAAGAAGCGCCGAGAGUGCCUGAGCAGCAUGGCAACCAUGUUCCCCAAGCUCAAGCUGGAGUGGAACAUUCAUCUGCACACCCCUGAGGUCACCUCCCCAAAUUCAAGGAAAAGCAAGCCGCCCCCCUCCUUACUCCGGCGUGUCCACUCUAGCAGCCCCUUCUGCAAGCAGCCACCAGAGCAUCUUUCAUCCAAGAACCAGAAAUGUAUGCCUCUGCAGAUGGCCCGCCCACGGAGGAACCAGAUGGAGACUGUUUGGAAGACUGAUGUGGCCUCCUCCAGUCACCCAAUAGAAAAGAAGACCCCUGUCAACCUGUCCUGGAACCAGAUAGGGGGGUGCCCAGAUGUCCCCCGGCUAUUGGCAUUGGAUGUGCAUUCCUCCUACCACAAAAGCUUGAUGACCCUCAAGGCCUGGUACGGGGCAAGGCUGGGUGGUUAAUCUGGAUUCAGGAAGAUCUGAACAUCAAGGGUGGGGGCAAGAGUACACACUGUCUCUAUCCAUUGACCCAAGAUAUCUCUUUCCAAACAUUAACAAUGACCUAGUUUAUCAUGCCACAUCAAACAGAGCCAUGCUUGCCUGCCUCAUGAGCCAUCAGCUUGGGUCCCCACGCCAAUACCAAUCUAGUUUUCUCAAGGGACUCUCCAUGGAGUCUCAGACGAUCACUACAGAAGUCUUUCCUUCUACUUGUUUCCUGGGCUGCCCAUGAAUUGCUCAAGAGCCGUAUCUCACCCUAGGACUGGGGGUUGUUUUCAGAGAGUGAGAUGCAGAAUGGAUGGAUGAGGGAGACCAAGAAUCACAUGAUAAACCUGAGAUUUGGACCUGGGCCUGUCUUUGGCAUUGUCAUUUCCUUAAGGCCUUCAAGGACUGUCCCUGGGAAGAGCAGCUGAGAGGAGGGAGGCAGGAUUUAGCAGGCCAACAAUCAGCUUUUCUGGUUAGGAAGAUUGUACUCUCCUUUGCCUCUCUUGGCUUGAAGAUGUCACUACUGAAGACCUAAAGAUCUUUAAGCAGCCUUUCUCACUUUUUUGUAAUUGAUUGAUUGAUUUUUAGAGAGAGAGGAAGGAAGGGGGGGGAGAGAGAGAGAGAAAGAGAGAGAGAGAGACAUCAAUUUAUUCUUCCACUUAUUUAUGCAUUCAUUGGUUGAAUCUUGUAUGUGCCCUGACAGGGAAUUGAACCCACAACCUUGGCAAAUAGGGAUGGCAUUCUAACCAACUGAGCUACCUGGCCAGGGCUCAAGUAGCCUUUCUAGAUGACCAACUCCUCCUCUCCCCCCCGCAAAUUAAAUAAAUAAAUAAAUAAAUAAAUAAAUAAAUAAAAUACAUGGCCAAUCCCAGCUGCUUCCUGUGGCCCUGGCCCUGCCCCAAUUAAAGAUCUCUGACAGGGCCCUGGCCAGGUGUCUCAGUUGAUUGGAGCAUCAUCCUGACACCAGAAAAGGCUGUGGGUUUAAUCCCUGUGCAGGGCGUAUACAGGAGGCAACCAAUCAAUGUUUCUCUCUCUCCUCUCUCCCUUUCUCUCUCUCUAAAAAUGAAUAAACAUAUCCUCGGGUGAGGAUUAAAAAAGCAAACAAAGAACAAAAGAUCUCUGACAGGGAUAGGGCACUGAUGUCUGCCGGUCUAGACAUAACCAGACUAAGAGCUGUAACAUGCUGAUGCUGCUGCCAUCUUCCAGACAGGGACUUAGGUAAGACAGGGUAGCAUGGCAGCAUCAAAGAAGGCUGAGCCUUGGCUAGGCUUCCACUCGGAAGUGGGCCUGAGAGUCCCAACUGGACAUUAGCAUUAUAACCCACCUAGUACAUAGAUACAACUUCUGGAGAGUUUCCAAGGUGUGUGUGUGUGUGUGUGUGUGUGUGUGUGUGUGUGUGUGUGUGUGUGUGUGUGGUGUGUGUGAUUGUUAUUGUGAGUUUAUUUGGAUGUAGCACACACAAUUGAGAACAACCAAAACAGCACUGUGGCAGAAUGAAGUAAUCCAGAAGUCAAAUGAGGCCCCACCCCCCUGAGAUUUGGCUAAACUUGCCCAAGGCGGCCCCAUGGUGGGGUCUCUCCUGAGUCUCUUCUCUUCUCCCUCUACAUCCCUGCCACUGUCUGGGCUCUACUUGGCAUCUGUUUGAAUCGGAGGCUCCCAACCCCUUUGUUGUUCUCACACACAUAAAUGCAAGGUGCCACACAAAAAAAUGUAUACACACUUUAACAGCUGAUAGCUCAAUUUUGAAAAUGAAAUGUAUUUUAAUAAACACUGCCUUUAUCAUUACUCAAAGUGUGUGUAUAUAUUUUUGGCACAUCCUAUUUGUGCACAUAAAUAUCAAGGGUGCAUACUCUAUUUGACCCCAAGCAUUUAAUGAUGUUGGUAACUUUUGGAAAAUUUUAGGGAGUCAUGUGGAAAGGGAUUCACAGCGAACAACACCAAACAGCAGCCUCUCUUCUCCCUCUCUCUCUCUGGUAUAAUAUGCAGAAUUCAAAAACUCCUUCCUGUCUCAUGCAAAGCUGUUCCCGCCCACACCCAGGCCUCCCCUGGGAUCUCAGUUUCAGGCUUAAGCACUUAUCAAAAUAUUGUUCCCAGCAAAGACAGCUUUCCCUUUCUAGGGGAAUUUAGGUGAAUACAAUUUUCUUCCCCCCUUUCCAACUCUAUACAAGUUUAUUCACUUUCUCUCACUACCAGGUGUACAGGCAAAGCCCUGCUUCUUUGGUCUUCUUUAUCCACAUCCCAGGUUGGCACCACCUACCUGAGUGUCAGGCUGGUCCUCAAUCUUUCAGUGUGGGGGCUCCCUGCAUUGCCUUGGGAUCCUGUUAUUGUGCUAUGAGGAUC
This is a messenger RNA of Myotis myotis, 5352 nucleotides long. It is a transcript of the gene FAM186B, whose product is annotated as family with sequence similarity 186 member B. The coding region runs from base 265 to 2991 and encodes 908 amino acids. The record is from RefSeq and is a predicted model, not a curated record. The transcript has 7 exons. NCBI's taxonomy places the organism in Eukaryota, Metazoa, Chordata, Mammalia, Chiroptera, Vespertilionidae.